Messenger RNA from Caenorhabditis sp. 36 PRJEB53466, 2851 nucleotides. Lineage: Eukaryota; Metazoa; Nematoda; Chromadorea; Rhabditida; Rhabditidae. The record is from the annotation of a GenBank genome assembly.
AUGGUUUUCAAUUAUUUUUUUUUGAAAUGUUUCGAACAGCAAGGUACUUUUUUCUUCAAGACUGGGUGAGUAUUUUUUCGAACAGCAACAGUAUCCAAAUUUUGUUAACUGAAGCAUCAUGUCUCGUUUUGACAGAGGUCAAACGAUUUCUGAAGCUUCAGAGGUGUCGAAAUAAUAUAUGAAAACGUUGGGAGCUUGCCAAAAGGCAAACAUUUCAAAAAUGUUCGCCAUGAUGAAGCGGUGUUGUAUUCUCAACUCCCCAAGGUGGUCACUCGCAGGCGUUUUGAACAUUUUUGUCCUCAGAAUUGCUUGCUUCAUGUAUUGUUGUCUCGCUGAAAUUUUCUCUCUGUUUAUUCUAUUCUUCAAAUCAAAAACUGGUGGUGCUGGCGGGCGUUUUGAAAAUAGAACUCAAAAGAAAGGUCCCUAGGGCUCUAACCGAGUUUGCAACCAACAUUUUGUUUUAUUAUUUCGCUGAUAGGCCGUCGAAGGACCACCAAAAGUUGCCAUUUCCAUCGAUCCAUUUCGCUCAGAUGUUUCAAAAACAAUUUAAAAUUGUAGAAUGCUUCUUUCUCAUGGAGAGCACCGUCAAUCCUUCAAGCAGAAAAAAGAGGAAGAAAAUAAGCGUAGGCGGAGUUCCACACAACCUCAAGCCAAACAGAGUCUAGCCGUAUUGGCGCAAUUGAUGCUGCCAGCUCUGAUUGAGGAACACGCAGUGCGGGUUUCCCAGCUUCAUUCUUUGCAAAAAUUUACAUCUUCCAGGAUGAUAUAUUGAUCAAUCCCAGCAGGCAAGAUGGAAAUGCCGAAAACCGUCGGCAUGUGAACGACCUCCUUCAGAGAGCUAAUUUCCAAAUGCGCAAAGGAGCCGCCGGCGUUUGGGAUGUGAGUUGACGAUGUACUGAGUGCGAAUAUCCUGUGAAGGAAAGCAAUUGCUCCUCGAAAGAGAGGAGAGCUUUACCCUCCCGGCGCGUUCAGUUGAUCUAAUAUAAAGAGCGCUCUUCGACCCCACAUUUACUGCUUCCAUUUUCACUUUUUCGGCCGGCUUAAAAUAUAUUUCUACCCUAAUUACCUAGAAUGUUUUGGAACAUCAUACCACCUCAAAAAAAAACUACAGUAGAUUCACAUAGUUGUUUCUUUUUUGAACUUGCCACUUUGCAGAUUGCCGGAAGGGCUCAUUUGGCUGGUAAGAGAAAAGUGGUGCAACUCCAGCAAAAACCACCGCUCUGGCUGAUUAUUCUAAAUCGGGCAUAUCAUAAAUACGGUCUAAAGGUAAUGAAAUUCUGCUUUAUUUACAGCGACGGUCACCUAAAACUAAUAAAAUCGCAUUGUAAUCCGGAUACCUCAACUCCCUUAAGGCGAUUACCCAUUUUCAGCACGUCGUCCUUAUUGUUGUGUUUUUGAUCUACUGUAUCUUUGGAGGACUUGUUUUCUGGCUUCUCGAAGAGCCUUAUCAGUCUGAAUUGCGAGAUCGUUGGCUACAAACGAUAGAAAACAACAGAACGACUCGUGUGGAUUUAUUAAUGAAGAGGAUUUUUAAUAACAGCGAUUUUUUGAUCUAUAUCAAGGGAAAUACCUCUACCAGACUGUCGCAAUUUUUUAAAGAGUACGUAAUUUUAUGCUGUGAUAUUUCAAAAUGUAUUGCAUUUUAGUGAGUUGGGGUCUUACGAGAGCCAACUCGGUGUCAAGUGGAGCCAGCAGAAAAUGGACUGGGACUUUUGGAACGCUGUUCUUUUCGCGGGUACAAUAUGCACUACAAUUGGAUAUGGUCAUAUUUACCCCAUGACAGAUGCUGGCCGAGUUCUCACUAUGAUCUUUGCUCUUUUUGGUUGGUUGACUAGAAUUCAUUAAUUGACUAUUAUUCUUCUUCAGGAAUCCCAUUGAUGCUUCUAGUACUUCAAGACUUCGGUAAACUUUUGACCAUUACCAUGAAGUUCCCUUGGUUUCAAACUAAACGGUUGACGCGGAGAAUAUUACGAUGUUGCACGAAACAGCCGAUAGAAGAGAUGAAAGAGAUCGAAAGACAAGAACGUCACGAUCUGGAUAUAUUUGAUCUCCCGCUUCCUGUUGGAAUUGCAUCUAUUGUCAUCUGGGCGAGUGUCAAGUUUUCUGUACAAUAAGCUCAAACUCUAAAUUCUUCAGAUAUUCAUAUGCUCUUUUGUUCUUUCGGUAUGGGAUCACGAUUGGACGCUUCUAGAGUCUUUCUACUUCUUUUUCACUUCGUUGAGUACAGUUGGACUUGGUGAUCUCGUUCCAUCAUCUCCGCGACUUUUAAUCACAAUGUUCGGUUUUAUUUUAGUUGGUCUUUCCCUAGUUUCCAUGGUUAUUAAUCUUCUUCAAGCUAAGGUAACUAAAAAAAAUACAGAACCCCCCAAAUAUUAUGAAAGUAGAUGAAAUCAACGUAUGAGGCUGGUCGUAAUGACGACAAAACUGCUCCACAUGCUCGCACUUUUCCCACCUCAUUAGGCGUAAUUCAGUGCUAUUCUGAUGAAGACAAAAAAGCUGAUGUUUCGGAGAGAAGUCUAAGUAGAUCAACUCAGACCAGUCUUAGCCUGCCAGGAGUCAGACAAGUGAGUUUGUUUUAGAAUUGUUGAUAAUGUAUCUAUCAUGCCUUGUAAAUCAGGUUGUACUUCGGUCGGAUGGAGUUCACUGGGUUCACACCGAUACUUCUUCUCCAACCAAAAGUCCAGAUGAAGUCACUAAUCUAGUAGAGCACGAAUCUGGCCUCAGGGUCUGUGAGCAAAUCGGGGAUAACAACAAUGAAGAGUACUCGGAAGGAGAGAGUCUCAUCUGUGAAACCGAAGUGCUUUUGGAAGUUGGCGAAUGUUCUGAUUUGGAAAGAUGCGACAGUAUUUAA